UCGCAGUGUGACAUCCUCCCAAGUCCCAAUUCAUGCCCCUCCCUCUUCCAUGGCCUCCGCCUCUUCCCCAUGCCAUCGCCUCCUUCCGCCGUCCUCCUCCCCUUCCCUCGACCCCUGCUCCGCCGUAGCAUCCGCCUCCCACCCUCCCGAUCUCCCCUUCUCCAUGACUGACGAUCAACCUGCCUCGCCGCCCUCCGCCGCUGACGGAUCCUCCCCCCCAGUGGACGACCCUCGCCCCUCUCCGCCACCGGCCGAACUCUCGCUCCGAAAAACACGCUUUCCCCGCGCCUGCACCUCCCGAUCCCACUCCGUCGCCGCCGCUGCCCGACCCCCGCAGCCAGAGCGCCGCCCUGUGACCCGCCGGGAAAAGGAGGAGCAGCAGCAAACCGGUAGAGUGAUCACCCCGCUCCUCGAGCCUCCGCUUCCGCCUCAACUUCCCCGCUGGGAGCUCCGUUCCAUGUGGGAGCUUGCCUCAAUCUUCAACUUCCUUCAUAUUUUCAGACCGCUGCUGAACAUUGCCGCAGAGUUCUCAGCUGAAGAGCUCGAGACGGCGCUUUUGACGGCGAGCAGCACGCUGGAUGACGUGCACAUGCCUUUGCUAAAGGCUAUCCCUCCGGUAACUCGCAUGGCUCUAGGACGCACAACUUGGGUUACUGUGCUUUGCAGAAAAUUAAGAGAUUGGUGGCACUGGGUUGCUGAGGGUGAGAUCCCAAUUGUUGCAUCCCAUGGGACGGAAAUUGAGAAAUAUAGAACACUUCAACCCGGGACAAGAGUGUUGAUUUUAAAAGCACUCUGUGAUAUCCGUGUUGAGCAAGAGGACAUUCGGAAUUUCAUUGAUAGUUCUUUGAAACAUGGCAUCCAACUCUCAGCUUUCCGUAAAGAAAGAAUUGGUGGUGAUUCACAUGGGAUUUCCUAUUGGUAUGAAGAUGAUCCUAUUGUUGGUCACAGAUUAUACCGUGAAAUAAGACGAGUUGAGACAAAAAACACCAGGGCAAAGGGAUCUUCAUCAAUCUCCCUUGUUUCUUUGCAGUGGGAAACUGUUGCGACCAACUUAGAUGAAUUUCAAGAAGUAUCUGAUAAACUCUUUUCCAGUAAGAAUAGAACAGAAGUCUCUCUUGGGAAGAAAUUAAAAAUUGACUCCCUGCCAGAGAUUGAGAGAAUUCACAAAAAAAAGGAGAAGCUGUUGAAAAAGCAGCAAAGAGAAGCCAUCCUCCUUGAUAGCUUUUUUACAGCAGAUGGGAUUUCAUCAGGCCGUUCCCUUCGUGAUAGAAAACCUGUCACAUAUACAUUUGAUGACUAUGAUCGCUCUAUUAGUGAAGCUAUUAAAAUAACCAAGAGAAGACAAAGCUCUCCUGACACUAUUGUUAAAAAACCAGUUACUGAGAAGCCUGAGAUAACAGCAAAUGGUAAAUGGAAUGGUUCUUCUCAAAUAGAACCAACUAAUGAUGAUGACAUGGAGUCUCCAAAGUCAAAUGACUAUGAAGAAACCGAUGAUGACCUGCAAGAUGAGACACUUGAUCGCAGCAAUAGGAGAAGGAAAAGACCACAGAGGUAUUCAGAAAAGGAUUUUGUGGAUACUGUUUCAGAUUUUGAUGCAGAUAUGGACAGUGACGACGACAUAGUAGGAGAAGCAGUAUAUGAUGAGGAAUAUUUGAGAAGUAGAAAACAGCGAAAGGUAUCUAGUGGUUCGGAAGGUGAUGAGGAGUAUCGAUGGGAGGAGGAAAAUGCAGAAGAUGAGGAAGAAGAGGAAUAUUCUUUAAGUACUAGUGAAGAUAUGGAUGGGGAACAAUGUAAAAAAAGUUUUCCAAGUCGAACUAGGCAAGACAAAAAAUUGAGGUCAGUUGAACUCCAGACAGGCCUAAGACGCAGUAAGCGAGCAGUGCGAUCACGCAUAAAUUACCGACAGUAUGAACUUUCUGACACAGAUACAGGUUCAGGGCAGCCAAGCAAAUCAAACAGAACCGAUGCAAAUUCCAAUGCAUCUGGUGAUCUAGAACUUUCAACAGCAAGUCAAGAUUCGCACGAAGUCGAAAGUGAAGAAAUAGCAAAUAACAAAAUAACUUCAGAUCAUAUUGAGGCUGGAGAUGAAGAGAAACAAGCAAUAGAAAAGAUGUACAAUAAUGUACAGGAGGAGAACGGUGUCCAAAGAAUGAGAUUCCUGGACCUGAAUGAACUUGCCCCAGGAACAGGUCUUGAUGAUGGCCCUACAACCAAAGAUGAAGAUGAGCAUAACUUCUAGGCAUUAUGCUAAUGAACAGGUAAAGGUUGGUAGCCGGGAUAGUUUAUUAGCUAUCUCAUUCAGCUCCUAAUUUGGGACUGGAAAUCAAGACAUGUAGAUGGGAUGCUCAGACUCAUGGAUGCCUGAGUUUCAGCUUCACUAGUUGAUGGAAAUUUCUGAGAAAGGAAUUCAUUGUACAAUAUGUUUCAUGUACCAUAGCAGGUGAGCUGACAGGUUCAUAUUUCCUUGUUGCCUUCUUUGCCAUGUAGCGACACUAAUGUUAAACAUCACCUUAGAGGAUAUUAAUCUUUGUAGCAAUUUUAAUGAAGAAAAUAGUCCAUGUGGCUAGAUCUCAUCUUGUUGUGUACAAUUGAGUAUAUUUCAAGCAUCGUCAUGCCUUGAAUCUAGUCUCAAAUUCAAGCAUAGAUAUGAUUCUCUUGUUUAUCUGAUCUUUAUGAUUUUCUUGUGACAUUUAGAUUGUUUUCUAAAAGUGUAUCAAGCUGUCAUUAAUAGGGAAACUCCUGUGCCCAAUCAAACAUCUAGUUCGCUGCCUCAGUGCUAGAAUGUGGAUCUUCUAUCAUUGAGGAAAGAAAUCAUGGGAUUAUCAUGACGGUUAGAGAUGGCGACUCACUUAUCUCUUUGCUUUAAUUUUGUGCAGUUUCCCUCUAUAAGGUUUUAUUUGGGAAAUCAUUGUUGCCUUUAUUUGGGAAUUCAUUGUAGAUUCCCUUGGGUCCUUUGUGAAUUGUGAUGCUGUAAGGAACAAGUAUCAUUGUGAUAACACUUGAGCAUGGUGAAUCUUAGGUUGGUUGUCUAGGCCAGCACCAUCACCUAGGCACCACAUUACAUUUCCAGCUGCUCUAGUCCUAGAUGAGGAGACAAGGAAAUAGAGUCUAAAUGUUCAUGAAGGCUUAAAUUGCAAUCUCAAGGAUCAUGGCCAUUUGGAAAGGUAAGGGUGGGGCUUAAGACACUUUUAGUUGAAUCAUCUCACUUAGAAUAUGUGGUACCUAUGGAACGAUUAGUCCACCAUUGUGUCCUCAUAUUUCAAGGACUCGUUCUCUUAACAGAACACGGAAGCAAAGAUCCUUUUAUUUUUUAGACAACGUGCCUUGAGUUGUAUGGUAGGCACACGUGCGAUGGUGGCGAUAAAGGCUCAUAUGUGCUAAGCAUACGAGGAUGUUUCACUUCAUUUUGUACUAAACAUAAUCAACCACCGUCAAAGACAAUUCUUUGGUUUGUGGUUAGGGUUCAUUUGUUUGUUACACAAUUGCACAUCUUGUUUGUGGAAAGGUCAUGAUGAAGCUUGUUGUGCACCUUCUUUGCCUUCUACCAUAACUCUCUUUUGCACCAUAUGUAAAUUUCUCCAUCUAAGGUCACUAUAUAAGAUCUAAAAUAAGAUAUAAUUUGCAUAACUAAAACAAUAACUAUUUUUCAUGACCUAUACCUUUCUCAUCUUUCUCUUGAUGAUUUGAUUAUCCUCUUUCUCCUCUCUUCUUGGCUAAUCUUGUCAGUCAAAGGCACAAUACUGAUUGGGAAGAACCGCUUGUGUUACAUGAGGAGCUGCAGCUUCUCCAGCGACUCCAAUCAACAAAAUUCUAGGUGGAAAUAUUGCAACUGGGCAACAAGCUUGCCUAUGUCAUUCUCACUAGCAGGGGAAGUUACAUCCUGGAUGAAGUAGAACAGUUAACAAUCCAGUUGAUAAAGGGAAUGAUUGAACAACCUAUAUGAUAUGUUAUGCAAAAGGAUAGUGUAGCCAUUGUCAUGCAAUUAGUUUAGCUGUUUGCUUCUGUGAAAAUUUAUAUGUAUACCGAAAAGCUAUGUGCAAUUGCAUGACAUCUAUUUUUGUUGCUAGCAAGAAAUUUGUUCUUCAAAUUAAAUAGCAAUGCUAUAGAUUGGCAUGCGUCAACAAGAAUUCUAAUUAUUGGAUAGGCAAGAACCUUUGGGAAUUUUCUACCUUACUAAUAAUUUCUCAUUCUCAUUCACUUUUAUACUCUUGUAAGGCAUGUUCAUUAAUUUCUUUCACUUAAUAGUUUCAUUUAAGACCCUCUUUAGUUUGUCAUAUUUGUAUACGUUUCUGUAUUUGUUUAAAUAUACUAUUUCUUAUAAAAUUGGUUCAAAUAAGUCAAUUAUAUAUGUAAGAUAUUUCUAAAAUGAUAAGAAUCAAAUAAUAUAUACUUUUUAUUUAUAUUUGAUAUCUAAAAUUAACGCCACGGGUUAUCGACUUGACUUGAAUGUAUACAAAAGAAAUGGUUGACUCAGAUCUAACAUACAGCAGUCUAUUUACACACUGAAAAACACAAAUUAUCUUCUGCUCUACGAGGUAAUGAUGCUCCAGAUGACAGGUGGUUUGGGACCAUCCUCUGCUCCUCCAAGCACGAGUCUUUAAAUCGCUGACAGUGAAGAACUUAGUAUUCAAUUAAAUGCCCUUUCUUCUCUAGUUUCAUACACCAGGUUACUUUGCAACAAUUGAAGGAAUAGAAUGAAGAAAUCUUUCUUUUGCUCUUCAUGUAAAACUUCAUUGAAUUUGUGAUAUUUGUAAAAUUUUGUGAUAUUUGUAAAACUGAAACAAUUAAAGUUCCAGUUGUCGUAUGUAAGGAAGACUUAGCUGAGAAGUUUAUGGUAUAUGCAUUAUUGUAGGAUUUUCCAUGCUGAUUUUUACAGAAAAAGGCAGGAAUUUGCAUCACUUCAACUGCCCCACAAUAGAGACAGCAAGACUUAUCAUGCACAAUUCUGUUCAAGUCUUUCAAAGCAGAAAAGUUGCAACACUCGAACUGCUCCACAACAGAGAGAAGGCAGAGAACAUGAGAACAUUUCAGUAACAGCACGAUUAGCUGAUGAAUAUUAUGGAUGGGUCGCAGCAACACUCAUCAAUCAGGCAGCAACAGCACAAAGCAGCAAGGCUGCAAGCCAACAAAUAUUAAACAGCAUAGAAGUUUAUUAAGGGGAAAGGAAACAGGAGAAAGGUGGAGAUGCAGACCAUCCUUCAAGAAAGCCAAGCUCUCUUCUUGGUGGUGGAGCAGCAUAUUGUGGUGGAGCCAUCACAGGUGGCCCUUGUCUGUUUACUUCACAUGUCGACCUGCAAGAAGUUUAACUGAAUGAACAAGGAGAGGAAGUUGGAUCAACCAUACCUUGAGCUGGAUAAGGAUAGGAAUACUUUGGGCCAUUCAUGGCAGAGAAGUGGGAGAGGCUUUGAGAGAGCUACAAGAGUGAAAUGAAACACAGGAAGGA
Messenger RNA from Zingiber officinale, 5443 nucleotides. RefSeq names its product DDT domain-containing protein DDR4-like. The transcript has 16 exons. Lineage: Eukaryota; Viridiplantae; Streptophyta; Magnoliopsida; Zingiberales; Zingiberaceae. The record is from RefSeq and is a predicted model, not a curated record. Gene Ontology annotation, cellular component: RSF complex. Gene Ontology annotation, biological process: regulation of DNA-templated transcription. The coding region runs from base 50 to 2239 and encodes 729 amino acids.